Molecule: messenger RNA, 2904 nt
Organism: Scheffersomyces stipitis CBS 6054
Lineage: Eukaryota; Fungi; Ascomycota; Pichiomycetes; Serinales; Debaryomycetaceae
Gene: VCX1.2
Exons: 5
Coding region: 1-2904 (967 amino acids)
Biological process (GO): calcium ion transmembrane transport; intracellular calcium ion homeostasis
Cellular component (GO): endomembrane system; membrane
Molecular function (GO): calcium:proton antiporter activity
Source: RefSeq, a predicted model, not a curated record
AUGACCGAUCCAGUUGACCCCAACUUGACCCGAUCGCCCCGGCUCAAGCCUGAUGCCUCCGUAGAAACAGAGUUUCUGCGCAACUCAUCCAUCAUCAACAUUCUGCUGCAACCGACUUCUGUUCGUAACAGACUGACUACCAAGUUGAAACGCAAGUCUAGACCGCACUUGCGGAGGGCCGAAUCGCUUUCCGGUCAUCAGAAACUCGUAUUUUCAGUCGAUGACGAUAUCAACGAUGCCAUAGACGAAGACACAAACGAAGAAGACAUCGUGAGAGACCCGAUCAAAAAAGAGAGGGACUAUUUAGUGGGUUAUAACGAUGCGUUAAAGUCGUUAUACCAGCGAAAAAAGCACGCUUCAGUCGCCCCUGCUGCUGGUCCUGGCACCAAAUCGCCUGAACUUAUUGCCGAAUUAGAGUCACAUAUCGCCAAAGACUUACUUGAUGCUAGGGACAAUAUCCGGUUACUCGAUGAAGAGAGAAGGAAAAGCUCCGAGAACAUCCUCUUGGUAGACGAAGUAGAUGUCGAUGAAGGAGAUGAUGACGAUGGUGAUUCUGUUAAGUCAUCUUCACUGUCGCAGACAGUAGAAUCAUUGAACUUGCGUGAAAGACAAGAUGCCAUUAAUUCAACCCAUCCCUUUGGUAUCAAGAUCUGGAAGCCUUCAUUGUACAAGAAAAAGAGAUCUGUAGCCGCCAGGGCUGAGGAGGACAUCCACGACUUUGACCCCAGAAAGCCUACGGCCCGAAUCUUUUGGGGUGUUACUAUCACCAACUACAUAUGGUCGUUGACUUUUGGCCUUCUUUUGUUCCUUGUCUGUUUGCUAGGAGCGUUCAUUGCAUUUGUGGUUUCUGGCUUUGGAAUCCAUCGUCCUCUGAGACAGUAUGUCACCCUCUUGUUGAAAUUGGGAAAGUAUUGGUUGUAUCCUUUUGGGAAGUUUGUACUCUUGAACAAGGACGAGAACUACUUGGAUGAAGACGAAUUGGACGGAAGAUCCAUAUCUGAAUUCCAUAGAUGGAGAUUGCAAGAAGAAGGAAGAUUGUUUUUUGCUCCUCCAAGAAGAUACACCACAGGUGCAGAAUCCAGACCUUUACUUAAGGAUCACAAGGGUCGUCCACUUCGCGAUGCCUACUCUUCGUUAGAUGAACAUGAUUCCAAUGGUGAUGCAGAUGCUGCUCCAGAAGAUCCUACCGACAGUCCAGACAUUAAGGUUCGUUUCUUUGGUAGAGGUAGUUGGUCUUCUGGAAGAUUGAUCUUCUACAUCUUUUUCUAUGGAAUUCUACAGCCAGUGUUGUAUAUUGUAGGUUUGCUAUGUUGGUUAAUUGUUUUCACCAUCCCCAUGGCCAAUAUCACCUUCAUUGUCUGCGACCAUUUGAGAAGACAUCCUCUUGCUCUCGAUUUCGAGUUGGAGAAGGAGUACUACAAGAAGCUUGAGAAAAGAAAGAAGAAGAAGAACCAGAUGAUUGUAGUGUCUACCUACAGAUGUUGUGGAUUCCAUUAUUACAAAUAUACCAUAGACGGUACUAAUAUCUUUUUCAUCAAUUUGUUGACGGUGGUUCUUUUCGUCAUUUUAGACUAUUUCUUCUUGAAGGAGAAAUUGCACUGGGACUAUUGGUUUACAGACUCGUCGUUUUUAUUCUGUGCGUGUCUCUUUUCUAUUAUCCCAUUGGCCUAUUUCAUUGGACAAGCGGUAGCUUCGAUCUCGGCUCAAUCUUCUAUGGGCGUAGGUGCUGUGAUCAAUGCCUUCUUUUCAACAAUUGUUGAGAUUUUCUUAUAUUGUGUUGCUUUAAAUCAGUCAAAAGCAAAAUUGGUGGAAGGUUCAAUGAUCGGCUCGAUUCUUGGUGGUGUUCUUUUGCUUCCUGGUUUAUCCAUGUGUGGAGGUGCUCUUAAGAGAAAGACCCAACGAUACAACCCCAGAUCUGCUGGUGUUUCUUCAACUAUGUUGUUGUUCGCUAUGGUUAUAAUGUUUGCACCUUCCUUAUUCUACCAAAUUUAUGGUGCUUAUGAGAUCAAAUGUAUGAGGUGUGAUAUACAAGACGAUUGCACCAAGUGUCGUUUUAUCCAGCCUACAUUCACUCUCGAUGUGUUGUUCUACAACAUUAUUCAGCCUUUUUCAUUAAUUGUAGCUAUAGCUUUGUUCUUGGCUUAUGUUUGUGGUUUGUAUUUCACAUUGAGAACCCAUGCUUCUUUGAUUUGGGCCACAACCAUUCAUGAAGCUGGGCCCAUGAAGAAAGAUGAUGGCUAUUUCAGAUCACCUAGUAUUUCAAGUGUGGCUACUCCUCAACAACUUCCCAAAUUGGGCAAUAUCAAUACCAAACUUUCUUCUCUUCCACCUUCUGCCACUGCUAUUUCCAAAAAUGGAGGAGGGCACGAUGCUCCAAAUUGGUCUCGUAAUAAAUCCACUAUAAUAUUGCUAGGUGCUACGUUACUCUAUGCUAUAAUUGCUGAAAUCUUGGUUGACAAUGUGGACUCGGUUUUGUCGAGUUAUCCAAUUGAUCCUAAAUUCUUGGGUUUGACAGUGUUUGCCUUAGUGCCAAAUACUACUGAAUUCCUCAACGCUAUUUCGUUUGCUAUUAGUGGAAACGUUGCGUUGUCAAUGGAAAUCGGUAGUGCCUAUGCCUUACAGGUUGUCUUGAUCCAGAUUCCAAGUUUGGUUCUUUAUUCAAUGUAUAUGGCCAGCACUGAUGUGAGCCAGAUCUUCACGUUGGUUUUCCCUAGAUGGGAUAUAAUCGCUACUUUGAUUUCAAUUUACUUGUUCACGUACAUCUACGCUGAAGGCAAGUCUAACUACUUCAAGGGUGUUAUAUUGAUAUUAAUCUACGCUGUGGUCAUGAUCGGCUUCUGGUUUAAUGAUAAAAUCAUUGCAUUGGACGACGGUUACUCUGGAGGACCCGAACUUUUUCGCUGA